Molecule: messenger RNA, 438 nt
Organism: Leptosia nina
Lineage: Eukaryota; Metazoa; Arthropoda; Insecta; Lepidoptera; Pieridae
Source: the annotation of a GenBank genome assembly
AUGAGUAAUAUCACCAAGUUUUUGGCCCUGGAUAAGGUCGCCACAUUCUUUAAUAUUAUAAAGCAAAAUGGUGGAAUCAGAGGAUCCUUGUACAAACUGUACAGACAAGAUGAACUUAAAGAUGGCACUUUAGUUGGGGAAGAUAAAUUUGGAAACAAAUACUUUGAAAACCCUCGCUUCUUCUAUGGUAGAAACCGAUGGGUGGAGUACUCUGACAAAUAUAAUAUGAAUUACGAUGGAAGCCAGGUCCCCGCUGAAUGGUUUGGCUGGCUUCAUUAUAAGACGGAUCUGCCCCCCCACCUGGACCCAAGUAGACCUAAGUACAAAUGGAUGCUUGACGGCAACGAAAAUCUAUCUGGUACCACCGGUCAAUAUACCCCCUACAGCACAACCAGACCAACGGUAGAACCUUGGCAACCAAAACCCAGAAGCAGUUAG